Molecule: messenger RNA, 2293 nt
Organism: Lampris incognitus (smalleye Pacific opah)
Lineage: Eukaryota; Metazoa; Chordata; Actinopteri; Lampriformes; Lampridae
Product: cyclic nucleotide-gated channel cone photoreceptor subunit alpha-like
Exons: 8
Coding region: 1-2112 (703 amino acids)
Biological process (GO): monoatomic cation transmembrane transport
Cellular component (GO): intracellular cyclic nucleotide activated cation channel complex; plasma membrane
Molecular function (GO): intracellularly cGMP-activated cation channel activity; intracellularly cAMP-activated cation channel activity; cGMP binding
Source: RefSeq, a predicted model, not a curated record
AUGCAGAAGAUUUGCACAGAGCAGUCGUACCCGGCACCAGGCUGCCGCCUGCCCACCCACACGCCUGAAGGCUCGGAGGAGAUGAACACUGAGAUCAGGCCCGCGGAUGAUGAGGGACAAACAGCUUUCACGGGAACAGGGGCCAUGUCCAGGCUCUCCCGUUUCAUGCACUUUGUUAAAAACUGGGGGUCCCUGCGUACAGAUGGAAGUGUGGCCCCUAUGGACUCCACCGUGGACAGUCACACUGAAUUUAGAAGAGCCUGGAGGGCCGAGAGCAUGACGUCCCCCAGGAACUCCGACAAGCUCUGCAGAAGGAACAAUGGUCAGUGGCCCCUCGCUGCACUAAAUAUGAACAACUGCAACAACACUGACGACAAAAAGGGCGACAAGAAGGACGAAGUUAAGAAGGACGAGAAGAAAGAUGAGAAGAAAGAUGAGAAGAAAGAUGAGAAAAAGGAUGACAAGAAGGAUGACAAGAAGGACGACAAGAAAAAGGAGGAGCCUCCAAAGGAGGUAUGGAUCAUGGACCCGGCCACAGAUUUGUACUACCACUGGUUAUCCACGAUGGCGAUCCCUGUGUUCUACAACCUCAUGUUGCUUGUGGCGAGGGCUUGUUUCAACGAACUGCAGUAUACCAACACAACAUUAUGGAUGGUUUGUGACUACGUCUCUGAUGCCAUCUAUUAUCUAGAUACCUUUGUGAGAGCCAGGACAGGUUUUCUGGAACAAGGCCUGCUUGUGAGAGACCCAAAGAUCUUAAAAGAAAAUUACAUGAAGACCCCACAGUUCAAAAUGGACAUAAUCUCAAUGAUACCCACUGAUAUUAUCUUCUUGAAAAUUGGUAUUAACAACCCGGAAUGGAGGUUCAACCGUCUUUUGAAGCUCGGUCGCCUCUUCGAGUUCUUUGACAGGACUGAAACUCGAACCAACUUCCCAAAUAUCUUCCGAAUUGGCAAUCUUGUACUCUACAUUAUCAUCAUUAUUCACUGGAAUGCCUGUCUGUUCUUUGCCAUUUCCAAAACUCUGGGCUUUGGGUCAGACACCUGGGUGUAUCCAGACAUCACAGACCCAGAAUUGGGACGUCUCUCCAGGCAGUAUAUCUACUGUCUCUAUUGGUCCACACUCACGCUGACCACCAUCGGAGAGACACCACCCCCUGUCCGAGACAUUGAGUAUCUGUUUGUGGUUAUAGACUUCCUUACUGGUGUCCUGAUCUUUGCCACAAUUGUAGGUAACGUUGGUGCCAUGAUCUCAAACAUGAAUGCUGCGCGUGCAGAGUUCCAGGCAAAGAUUGAUUCCAUCAAGCAGUACAUGCAGUUUCGUAAGGUCUCAAAAGAUCUGGAGGCCAGGGUGGUGAAAUGGUUUGACUACCUCUGGACAGAAGAGAAAACGUGCGACGAAAAAGAGGUGCUUAGGAACCUGCCGGAUAAGCUGAAGGCGGAGAUCGCCAUCAACGUGCAUCUGGAGACAUUGAAGAAAGUCAGAAUCUUUCAGGACUGUGAGGCAGGGCUUCUGAUUGAGCUGGUGCUCAAGCUGCAGCCCCAAGUAUUUAGUCCUGGUGACUACAUCUGCAAAAAGGGAGACAUCGGCCGAGAAAUGUAUAUCAUUAAAGAGGGAAAGCUGGCUGUGGUGGCAGAUGACGGUGUCACUCAAUUUGUGGUGCUCAGUGAUGGGGCAUACUUUGGAGAAAUCAGCAUCCUCGGUAUCAAGGGCAGUAAGGCGGGCAAUCGCAGAACAGCCAACAUCAGAAGCGUUGGCUACUCUGACCUCUUUGCCCUUUCCAAAGACGAUCUGAUGGAGGCACUUACUGAAUACCCGGAAGCUAAACAUGCCCUGGAGGAGAAGGGGAGGGCCAUCCUGAUGAAAGACAACCUUAUAGAUGAAUCAGCUACCACAGCUGGUUCUGAUGCCAAAGACAUGGAAGAUAAGGUCAACGCACUGGAGAAUAUCUUGGAGAUCAUGAACGUCAAGCUCCGUAAGCUAACAGACCAGUAUGGAUCUUAUGAGCGCAAGCUCAAGCAAAGGCUCACCAAUAUGGAGAACCAAGUCCGAACCCUGAAAGUAGAGGACCUCUCUGAUGUGGAAAAAGACAGUGACAGCAAAGUGCAAUAGUGUAAUCGGAAGUAUUACUUUGAGUAUGUGAUCCUCCAUACCUCAAUGGGUAAAACCGACGGCCAGGGUUUAGAAGUUUCAUCCAGGCUAAAAAUGUAUGCAGUCGCUGGACUCACUUUGCACACACUGCUUUGGAUGAAAAUGUCCAACAAAUGGCUGUGUGAUAAGCAGUUGGACAGAC